This is a messenger RNA of Habropoda laboriosa, 2112 nucleotides long. RefSeq lists its product as uncharacterized. The record is from RefSeq and is a predicted model, not a curated record. NCBI's taxonomy places the organism in Eukaryota, Metazoa, Arthropoda, Insecta, Hymenoptera, Apidae. The coding region runs from base 1 to 2112 and encodes 703 amino acids. The transcript has 8 exons.
AUGAAGGAAAUCGCGACGCUACUGAUCGUAGCCGGCCUGGCCGUAGCUGGAAGCCAGGAGUACGGAGGAGGACAUGCCCUAUUCGUGAGAACGUCGUCCGCAGCUGCGCACUCGAGAGUCCAGCGAGCUGCUCCGCAGUCGGCCGCAGACGUGAUGGCGCAAAAUAUCCUAGAGUGGAUUCAAGGGAUCUACCGGCAGGGCGCACGUAAACCUCGUCAACAGUCGGAUCCACCCGGGUACUUGCCGCCGUAUACCACUCAAAGACCACCGGAAAGACCUCGACCCUUUCAAACGCCCUCCACCGGCCAACAACCAACCUACUCUUCUCCGACUCAGAACGAGGUGACCAAUUACCCUUUCCAGAGGCCGCCGUCAGGUUUCUCUUCGUCGGGUCAGUCGUCCACCGUUCAGCCACCGCCCUUCUCCACCCAGAGACAGACUUAUCUUCCGCCGAACCAACAGUCUCCCUACGGUCCGUCUUCCUACAAUCCCCCUCGACCAACACCUACGCCGUCUUACUCCACUCCCGGUUCUUCCACUUUCCCGCCGUACAGCUCCACGCCUCGACCACCCUCCACCACCUUGUCUUCUCAGCCUGGAUAUUCCACUUCUCUUAGUGGAAUCUCUACCAGCUAUGGUUCCACUCAAAGACCAAGUCCUACCUACGUUCCAUCCGCUUCAUCCGCUGCGGGAUAUCCUGCACCCGCUAGAUAUCCUAGCACCACCUACGGUUACCCCUCUGUAAAUCUUGGCCCUUCUUAUCCGACCGUCGAGACAGGAGUUAAUACGUACAACGAAAAUACUGCUGGUGGAUACCCCUCUUCAGCGGGCUAUCCUUCGUCCGUUCCUUCUCAAGAUACCACCGGAGGAUCCAGCGGAUCCGAAGCUGUUAUACCCUCUGGAACUGGUGGUUCUACCGGAGAAGGUAGCAGCGGUUCUGGAACUGUCACCGGAGAGGAAUCCGAGGAUGACCAAGAUUUCAAACACCCUCCGCAUAUCCAUGCUCUCGAUGUCGAGUGCAGCAAGACCAUGAUGACUAUUAACAUCGAGUUUAAUCGCGUCUUCGACGGAGUUAUUUACUCCAAGGGAUUCUACAUGAAUCCAGAAUGUAGAUACGUCGCGCAAAAUUCCGGGCAGACCAAGUACUCGUUCACAGUCAGCUUGGAUUCCUGCGGUACGCAAUUCAUCAACGAUUUCGCGGGCGAAGCUGGCCAAGCGUACUUGGAGAACGUGUUGGUUCUACAGAACGAGCCAGGUAUACAGGAAGUUUGGGACACGGUGCGUAGAGUCCGUUGUCUCUGGGAAGGUAACAUCAACAAGGCACUGUCGGUGAACUUUUCUGUAGACAUGUUGAAUCAAGAGAUAGUGACGUUCAGCGGUGAUACGGCAAUUGCCAAGUUAGACAUCCAAGUGGGAAGAGGACCGUUCGCCCCUGCCGCCGAUGGUCUCGUUAAAAUUGGAGAAAUUAUGACGCUAGUCGUAUCCGUCGAGGGCGACCCCGCCUUUGACCUUCAGGUGCGCGACUGUCUUGCUCGCGACGAAUCCUCGACCAACACGAUACAACUGACGGACGAAAGAGGAUGCAUAUUGAAACCGAAAUUGUUCGGAGCGUUCCAAAAAACGAACGACACCGGCAAUACGGGAGCAUCGAUUAUCGCUUACGCGUUCUUCCAAGCUUUCAAAUUCCCCGACGUGAUGGACCUGUUCGUCGAGUGCAACAUAGAAUUGUGCAAAACCGAUUGCGAACCGUGCCCAGAACCAAAUCAGCAAAUCGAGCCGCGUAGACGACGACGAUCGGUAACUUACACACCGUCGAACACGCCGCUCAAUGGUUCCGCGGUGCUGCUCGCUGAUCCUAUACGAGUGGCUCGUGGCUUCAGAGUAAUUAUGGUGGACGAUUUGAGCAAAGCUAGCAACCAAGUCUUGGAGCAGCUCGAGGAAACUGCCGUCGAACAAGUAGCUAGAACCACGGUGAACCUUUGUAUGACGUACAGUGGCUUUUACACAGCGAUCUCCUUCAUGUUCAGUACCGUUCUGAUAGCUACGAUCAGCGCGGUUGCACUUUACGUCAAACUGCAACGAGUGUACAGAUCGAAAGUCGUUAUUUCGUAG